AUGUUUAUUGGCGGGCUAGGUCUAUCAAUCCCACUUUCCGGCUGGCGAAGCAAACAACGACCACGGGAAAUGGACGCUUUCGACGAACUCUUACCCAAAAUCCCCACAAAGACCCAAAAACGAGCACCGAGUCUCAUCCAACUAUCCAAAUCCGUGUAUUUGGGCGUUAUCAGCCACCGAUCCACCAACACCCGACACAAUGUACGCAGCCGGCGUGAGAACCGGGGUCAGCAAUCACCAUGGGAUUCCAGAACAAACCAGUCGGACCAGCAAUGCCUCAUCUCCGACAGCCGACACGAGUCCCGGCUGCCUCGAGCCGAGCGUGGGCGCCUUCUAGCUCGUGUGACGGACGACGAGGGAAAAGCAAUGAGCGUGGCAGAAACCCCCGAGAAGCACCGCGACCCGUCCUUGUCGAAUGGACCAGGCCAUUACUAA
Messenger RNA from Penicillium manginii, 435 nucleotides. RefSeq lists its product as uncharacterized. NCBI's taxonomy places the organism in Eukaryota, Fungi, Ascomycota, Eurotiomycetes, Eurotiales, Aspergillaceae. The coding region runs from base 1 to 435 and encodes 144 amino acids. The record is from RefSeq and is a predicted model, not a curated record. The transcript has a single exon.